CCUUUUUAGGUCAAAGCAUCCCCCAAGAUGUGUCCGGGCAGGGAUCACAGAGCAUCUCUUGACGAUCUCCUCCCAGCACUGUGCUUGUUCCAAGUGCCUUUCGCCAAGGUUUUUUGUGUAGGGGGAGAGGGCGAUGCUCCCAUAUCCUGGGGUGUGCCCCAACCUUGCUGUGAUGUCAUGGGUUCCUUUUUGUACUGAAAGAUGCUGUUCCAGUCUCUGGAGAAGCUUCAGAAGGAGAAGGCAAAUGAGCAGGACGUGAUGGAAGCAAUGGACAUGAAGGCGGACAAAGCUGCCUUGGGCAGCAAAGUCAAUUGCAGCCAAUUUGAAGAGAACAUGGAAGAGCUGGAUGAGAGGAUGCAGGAGUUGCAGAGCCAGAUUUCAGGCCAGGAGGAGCACUGGAACAAUAUGCAGCGUCAGUUCCGCGAUGCAAUUGAAGAGAAGCUGGAUCGCCUGGAGCUGAAGGCUUUCCGUAAGCACAUUGACGAGGCCUGGAGCAGGAAUAUUGAGGAACUUGAGAACAGGCUGUUGCAUGAAAACGCUGCUGGGAUUAAGAAGUGAGUGUGAUGCAGAUUCUGAAGGCUUUGGGGACAGUAACGGUCCCAUUCCCUCCAGCUGUCCCACACGCUCCCCGUGUGCUCCCCUGCCUUGGGACCAAUUCAGCUGCUCAAUGAACCAUGGGGAUGCUGAUGAAGCAGCUGCACCUUCUCCUUCCACCAGC
Molecule: messenger RNA, 718 nt
Organism: Taeniopygia guttata (zebra finch)
Lineage: Eukaryota; Metazoa; Chordata; Aves; Passeriformes; Estrildidae
Source: RefSeq, a predicted model, not a curated record